AUGGCAUCCAUUGUUGUUGACAGGAAGACAAAGGUUCAGUUGGGCAGCCGCAGGAGUAGUAGUAGGUCUUAUGUCCCCACGCGAUGGGUUUACAAGCUGAGGGCAAAGUGGAAGCGGGCAAUCGGGUGGCCACAUAAGAGCAGCAACAGCAAUUCACAAUUCAGCAAUGACAUCUGCUACAGUCACAACUUUGAUCAAGGAGGUUGUCUCGAUCAGGUCCUUAGAAGUCACGCUAUUUGUAGAUGA
Molecule: messenger RNA, 246 nt
Organism: Linum tenue
Lineage: Eukaryota; Viridiplantae; Streptophyta; Magnoliopsida; Malpighiales; Linaceae
Source: the annotation of a GenBank genome assembly